Molecule: messenger RNA, 1139 nt
Organism: Magnolia sinica
Lineage: Eukaryota; Viridiplantae; Streptophyta; Magnoliopsida; Magnoliales; Magnoliaceae
Product: ras-related protein Rab11A-like
Exons: 2
Coding region: 80-748 (222 amino acids)
Cellular component (GO): endosome
Molecular function (GO): GTPase activity; GTP binding
Source: RefSeq, a predicted model, not a curated record
AUUUUACUUCCCUGUCUGAUCGUCUGCUCGCUUGCUUUUCACAGCUCUCUCUCUCUCUCUCUCUGCGUUUUCUUCUGCAAUGGCGAACGGAGUAGAAUCGCAGCAGAAGAUCGACUACGUUUUCAAGGUGGUGCUGAUAGGAGACUCGGCCGUGGGGAAAUCUCAGAUCCUGUCCAGAUUCGCGCGGAACGAGUUCAGCUUGGAUUCAAAGGCCACGAUCGGGGUCGAGUUCCAGACUCGGACGCUCGUCAUCCAGCACAAGAGCGUCAAGGCCCAGAUCUGGGACACCGCCGGACAAGAACGAUACAGAGCAGUCACAAGCGCAUAUUACAGGGGUGCAGUUGGAGCCUUGUUGGCAUAUGAUAUAACCAAGCGCCAGAGCUUCGAUCACAUCCCGCGGUGGCUGGAAGAACUGCGUAGCCAUGCUGACAAGAACAUAGUGAUAAUGCUGAUUGGCAACAAAAGUGACCUUGAAGACCAGCGGGCUGUACCCGCUGAAGAUGCGAAAGAAUUCGCUGAGAAGGAAGGGCUCUUCUUUUUGGAAACAUCAGCAUUGGAAGCUACCAAUGUCGAGGCCGCUUUCAUGACCGUGUUGACCGAGAUCUUCAACAUUCUGAACAAGAAGAAUCUGGUCGCAGGCGAGGAUCAAGGAAAGAGCAAUGGACCUCCACCCUCAGGAAAGAGGAUUGUCAUCCCUGGCCCUGCACAGGAGAUCCCAGCAAAAAGCAGCAUGUGCUGUAGAUCUUGAUCUGGCAAGUGUGCAGGUUGGUUCUCUGCAUGGUUUCGUGGGUUCUUCGAGCUGGGCAUUUGUACGUUUUGUAUAUCUUGAUUGUUUUAGGCUGUGUUUGGAUGCACUAUCGUAAUGAAUUGGAAUGGUUUAGUUCAAGAAAGAGGAAGUAAUCGAUGAUCAAUAGCAUUCAUAUUGAGGGAUUAGGUCCCAAAUUGCAAUUCCAUGGCUCUAUGAGAAAGGGUCCAAACUCAUCAGAUGUCAUUUGGAUUUGAUUAUUUCCUCUCUGGUGAAGAUGAAUUCAUUUUGGUUUUGCAUCCAAACGCAGCCUUGGUGUUGGUUUGAAGAAACAGAUCAGUUAUGUGUGCAUUAUAAAAUAUCAGUGGAGACCAGUAGUUGUUUUGAAGCUGCA